AGAGCUGUUGAAUAGAGACGUUUUCCUUAGCUUCUUGGAGAAGCAACGCCAGGCUUGACAUUGAGUGAUGACUGUUGCGCAGAGAGACUCGACAGACCGGGAAUAUUAACGCGGAAUAAAAUACACACAGACAGGGGAGGUGGGCGCUCAGUUUGUGGAUACCUGCGCGUCUCCACUCCGGCCGCAGGUGCGCUACGGUCCCUCUGAAGGGACUUUUGUUUGUCAGAGGGAAGUGAGAGAAGAACAAAUCCUACAGGAAUUAUUUCUCAUUUUCUCGCCAGGUAUCAUUUUUUGUUUGUUUUUUUAGUUUAUCUGAAAGGAAACUUUCCCUCCCCUUUGCACCGCCUACAGUCAGAUUUCUGACUCCAGCUUGAGCUUUGUAAAUCUGCGGACUGUUCUUUCAGACCAUUCCUGAACUCGGAUUACACUGGACAGCACCUCUAAUCAAGGAGAAUUUCUCAGAACUCCCAAGUUGGGAAACGGAGUUUUUCCAGUUCAUUCGCUGUUUUCAACGAGGUGAUGAAGAGAACAAUGUCUGGAUUAUUACAGCUGCUGUUCAACCUGCCCCGGGAAAGAGGGGAAGAGUGAGGAACGCAGAAAGAGAAGGGAGGCGGAAGAGGUGAAGAAGGGGGGGAAGUCGGUGGCUUUUGGCUGCCGUCCACUAGUUCUUUAACGCCUUUGCUGCCCGGAUUCUCCAAUCGCUUUUUACGAGAUACACGAACAAACAUCAAGAGACGCGCGGGGAGGACCUGCGUUCACACCCUGGGCCAGCGGGAGGUGACUGUCAGAAGAAAUGCCGGUCCCAGGUGCCCUAGUACAUCACCACUGGGACCAUGGCGACUCCUUGGCCAAUGAGAAGAGAGAGGUGCUCCCAUGGCUCCGCCUGCCUUGCUAGAUGGUUGGCGUCAUCCUUGAUGCUCCUAUGGUUGCCGUGGGUGUUAGUAUGGCUGCCGUGGCCCACCCAAGCGGAACAGGUGGGCAGCGGGGGACACAGUGGAAAGGCGCUGCAUGGAUCCCUUUCGUCCCCCUCAUCUUCGUCAUCUUCCUCCUCCUCCACGGCCCCUUCCGGCUCCUCGCCAUGGGGUUUUAGCACAAGGCAGAGCGGAGGGCAGCUGGACUGGCUGCUGUCAGAGAAGGGUCCUUUCCACAGGUGUCCUGAGUACACCGAGUUCAGAGAGAGGUUCCAGCAGGGAUUUUCUACCAGAUACAAGAUUUACAGGGAGUUCAGCCACUGGAAGGUGAACAGCCUGGCUACAGAGAAGAGAGAUUUCCUCAAAGCUCCGUUGCCCUUAGCACCAGAGUUCCUACGCAACCUGCGGUUACUGGGCCGACGACCAACCCUGCAGCAAAUCAACGAAAACCUCAUCAAGAAAUACGGGACCCACUUCUUAGUUUCUGCCACCCUGGGAGGAGAAGAGUCUUUGACCAUUUUCCUGGACAAGCAGAAGCUGAAUAAGAAGUCCGAAGGCAACAGCAACAGCUCGGUAGUGUCUCUGGAGCUGCUCCAUCAGCUGGCCGCUUCUUACUUCACAGAUCGAGAGAGCACCCUGAGGCGACUGCACCACCUCCAGAUCGCCACCUCUGCUAUUAAGGUAACCGAAACAAGGACAGGCCCUCUCGGCUGCAGUAACUACGACAGCUUGGAUUCAGUUAGCUCGGUGUUGGUGCACAGCCCGGAAAAUAAGAUCCACCUAAAGGGAUUGCAAGAUGUCCUGCCAGAGUUUCUGCGUGGGCGUUUUGUGGAGGCAGCCCUCAGCUAUGUGGCAUGCAACUCGGAGGGCGAGCUGCUCUGCCGCAACAACGACUGCUGGUGCCGGUGCUCUCCUCGCUUCCCAGAAUGCAACUGUCCUUUUGCUGACAUCAAGGUCAUGGAGGAGAACCUGGAGAAGAGCAAAGAGGCCUGGAACAACUUCAACCAAGAGUUCGUGGAAUCAGAUGAAUUCAAAGCCUUCCUGAAGCGACUGCCCACUGACCGCUUCCUGAAUGUGUCCAUGAUAGCCAAGCUCUGGUCAGCUGACUUAUCCCUUCAAAAACGCUAUGCCCAGCUGGAGGCCAGCACCGCCCUCGUACUGGGCAAAGCCCAGAAGAUCAUCAGGAAACUGUUCACACUGAGUAAACGCUGUCCCAAACAGCCUCGCAUCAGCCUGCCCCAACAAAGGCCUGUUGGGUUUUGGCUGACCAGGGCUCAGUCUCUGCUCUACUGCAAUGACCAUGGAAUGCUCGGCUCCUUCUCUGAGGAGGUGAGGAGCUGUAGCUGCCCUGUGGAGCAGCCUGCUUGCCAGGGAGUCAUCCCCUGCGUUGUGGGCACCUCCUCCACCUCCUGCGCCCUCUGCGCCACUGACAACGCCACCCGCUGUGGAGCCUGUCACCAUGGAAACAUCCUCCAUCUUGGUUCCUGCCGACCUAGCAUUGCUGCGUCCCUAGAUCAUUAUCUGAACUUUGACUUGGACAUGCCUGAUGCUGAGGUGAAGUACCUGCUUCAGCGACUGGACAGCAGAAUAGAAGUCCAUGCCAUCUACAUCAGCAAUGAUGUCCGCCUGGGAAGUUGGUUCAAUCCUGCCUGGAGGAAGAGGAUGUUACUAACACUCAAGAGUAACAAAAACAAGUCCAACCUCAUCCACAUGCUGAUGGGCAUUUCUUUCCAGAUAUGCUCGACUAAAAAUUCAACACUUGAACCCGUGCCUGCUGUUUAUGUGAAUCCUUUUGGGGGAAGUCACUCAGAGAGCUGGUUCAUGCCAGUGAACCAGCCUGACUUCCCUAACUGGGAGAGAACUCGACUGGACAGCAUCACCACUGCACAGUGUUACAACUGGACUCUGUCUCUGGGCAACAAGUGGAAAUCGUUUUUUGAAACAGUGCACAUCUACCUGAGAAGCCGCAUAGUCACAGAUGAUCCAACACUGAAUGAAACUCUCUUCUACGAGCCAUUGGACUUAGAUGAUCAGACCUCCAACCUGGGCUACAUGAAGAUCAACACGCUUAAGGUCUUCGGAUACAGCAUGCACUUUGACCCAGAGGGCAUCAAGGAUCUGAUUCUUCAGCUGGACUACCCGUACACCCAGGGUACGCAGGACGCCGCCUUUCUGAUGUUACUGGAGAUGAGAGACCGGAUUAACCGGCUGUCUCCACCAGCACCACAGCCAUUUGAUCUGUUUUCUUGUCUGCUGCGCCACCGCCUCAAGCUGUCAGCCGGAGAGGUGGUACGAAUCAAGGACUCUCUGCAGAUCUUCAAUUCCAAGCUUCCUAAUGCUUCUCCUGAACCUGAGUUGGCCCAGCUCUGCAGCUAGCUAGUUUAGCACAGUAGCGAGGUUCACAAGGGACGCUGCUCAUAGAAAGUGGAAUUGCUGCUCCAGGGACAACCCUACUGAGUUGGCCUUUUGGACCUAAAUCAUCUGGAUUAGCAUACGCUGAAGAAGGUUGAAUGCAGGGCCUUUUUUUUGGUGACUGUUGGCUGGUUUUCUGGUCUUAAAUUUUUAUCUUUGACAAACAGCAUCAUGUUCUUGACUUUUGGGAGAACAACUGAUACUUUGACUCCAUUCAGGCUGUACUGGACCUGCCCGGAGGUUUACUUUUGCUAUUACUGCCCUGCAAACUGUGUGACUGGACAAGGUUAAAAAGGUUUCUUUCACUGGCAAGUUUUUGUGAUUUGGAACAUUAGAAAUACAAUGAGCAUACAUAAGACCCCUGCCUUGCAAAGACAAAAAUGGUUUUCAUAUAUAAAAAGGAACUCUUAAGGGGGUCUUCAAAAAUUAGUGAAAGAGGAUUUCCCCUUUUCUAACCCUAUUUUCUUUGGGUGCAGAACAAUCUCGAGGGAAGGGAAAAUGGGAUAAUUAUAUAUAUGUGGUGAAUGAGUUGUUAUGUUAUGCUUAACAGUUUAAAAUUUGAUAAUCCUGAACCCUGUCACUGUCUUUGAAUAUUUCUUUUUAAUCCCUACCUUCCAUUUUAUCUGGCAUUUGAAAACUUGUAUCUAUGCUUAACAUCUGAGUGAGAAGCCUGUUAGUGAUGUUCUGUCCUUGGUGGCGUGUCUGUACCAAAAGAAGGUAACACAUUGGCAAUUUGAAUGGCAAAAUAAUUGUAAAUGUUGAGUUAUUAUUCUUUCACUUUUGAGCUGAAAAAUCGUAAUGAAACCUUCUGAUGUGGUAACAAAAAGGUCUGCGGAUAUAGCGCUGUAAAUAAUGCUCCAUCUAACCCAGGUUGUGGACAAGUGCACAUUGCUUUUUAGAUAACCGAGUUCAAAGACCAAAAAAAUGUUUAUAACAAAACAAACUCAUGCCUUAUAUGGAGAGUCAAUGUUAAGAUAAGAAGCACAUUUAGUUUCUGUGUUUGGUUUACCCGCGAAGGUUGUAUUGCUUUUUAUAUUUCAAUAUUUCUACCAAGACAGAACAACAGACACAUUCUCCAGAGUACGUGGUAAUGUAGCUUUUCCAUGUAAAUGCCAGUCACUCGUUCUGCAGGUACUUGUUUUGAUUUGGUGUUGUGAAACUUUUGAAUCACCACUCACAGUGCACACCAGUACAUGCAUACUGUAAUUGUUCUGCAAAAACCUCCAAUGAGAUAAACGUUCAAGUAAAUAAUAGAACUUGUUUGAAUUCAUGGUUUUAAAAAGUUUUCAAUGGUUCGGUUAGUCUCAGGUCAAUGAAACUUUUUUUUUUUUUUUUUGACAUAUGGGUCCAAUGUCAGCUGCAGUUACCACGGCAACUGGAGUUACAAGGUUUCUGUGGGGCAGUGAUGGUACUAUAGAAAGCUGCAAACUUAACCAGGAUGAUACCUGUUACGAUUUUACAUUUGCUUCACUAAUUUCUCACUGAAAGUUAGCAAACCUUGUAUGACAUUAUCAGCAGUUCUUCUGUGCUCAGCUUGCUUAAGUAAAAACAAAGUGAUUUAUCUAUCUCAGAGCCUUUUCCUUGUUUGCAAAACUGUUUUUAAUCCUCACUGUUAUGUGGGCUAAGAAAUGAUAUAUUUAACGCAGUAUAAUAGACAUAAGCCUUUCACAACUCACAGACUUGGUGAGAUUGACUAUGAAAAUGGUGACGUGCAAAAGUGCAGUGGUGGUGGUGGUUGUGGUCAGAUCUAGUGGUGGUAGUAAGGGGAGGGGUUGACACACCAGACCUGGUCCCCUUACCAUCACCAACUGCUCAUUG
Messenger RNA from Archocentrus centrarchus (flier cichlid), 5141 nucleotides. It is a transcript of the gene brinp2, whose product is annotated as bone morphogenetic protein/retinoic acid inducible neural-specific 2. The coding region runs from base 834 to 3287 and encodes 817 amino acids. Gene Ontology annotation, biological process: nervous system development; negative regulation of mitotic cell cycle; positive regulation of neuron differentiation. Gene Ontology annotation, cellular component: neuronal cell body; dendrite; cytoplasm. The record is from RefSeq and is a predicted model, not a curated record. Lineage: Eukaryota; Metazoa; Chordata; Actinopteri; Cichliformes; Cichlidae. The transcript is spliced from 9 exons.